CAAGCAUCAGACCUGAAUUCCAAAAUGUCAGCAAUAUGUCAUUUGCACACAACUUAAUCUCUUCAAAUGAUUAUGAAGAGUACGAAGAACAUGAAGUACUGAGUUUGCCUAUAGAGAAAAUCGAGUUUCCACCAAAUCAGCGCUACACGGGAUGUACUCUUCAUGACAAUCUUCAUGGUGCUGGACAUUAUGUAUUUAAUAGAAAUGAGGAGGUCACUUUCUAUGACUGUUUGUUCUAUUGCAACAAGAUAGAAGGAUAUGGUCAUAUUUUUUACAAAGAUGGAUCCCAUUUUCAGGGACUAUUCAGAGAGAAUAAAAGAUUUGGUCCUGGGGUCUUUACGUACACAAAUGGACAACAAGAUGUAGGACUAUGGGAAGGUUUUUCUCUUAUCAGACUAAGCGAGAUGGUGGAACCAUAUUUAGUUCCACGUUUGGGGACAACCAUCUUAGGAAAACAGAAAAUGUUCAGGAAUAGGCAUUUGGUGCACGUUUGUCAUGAAAGAAUGAAUAGAGCCAAAGACAUCAUGAUCAAUCUAGGAGCUGACAAGGAACUUGUGGACAAGUCAGACGUGCUCUAUUCGACUCAAGUGAAAGACCGAAACAACGUCUUCUUCAACAACUACGAGUACGAUGAGUAUUUCUUUCCAAACAACGACUGUGAGAUAGAAGUUGUAGAAAAACCACAGACUCGCGACAAACAUCUGUCUACACAUACUUUAGUUAGAGAAACAGACGGAAAGAAUAACAUACUGUUGGAGUUGCAUCAGAAAAGGAUAGAACUCUUAAGCAACACGAUAAACGAGGUUAGACCGAAGCUUGUGCAAGCUCGAGAAGAUCUGAGAGCAAUAACCGAGAAGAUUGAAUUCUGUAGAGCUUGCUGUUAUGUCGAAGAAGAGAACACUGUUCAGGAAGAUGAGAAUAAUUUCUCUCAAAGGUCGUUGCUGACGAAGGCUUCCGAUGAUCAAGGCAUUGAUGUUUGGCCACUGACUACAGACACCGUGCUAGCCGUCGAUACGUCCGUCCACGAUCUAUCAUUGCUGACAUUUGAUACUGUUGACAUCAGCAUGCUCAGUCAAAGUAUUGUAACACAAUCACGCAAAUCGUCUACGUCUGUAUCUUCGACAAAGGAAUACCUUGAUACGCUAUGCUGCCUCUGCGACGAAGAGUUUGAUGUGGACAAUUUGGCUGUUCUGGAAGCCCAGCAAAAGGAUUUACAGAGAGAUGAGUUGUUCUAUCGCACUUUGGUAGAAAAUCUGGAACCAAAGCUACAAAGGCAUUUGGAUGCUGUUAAUAUGCCUCCAAGAAAUACAAAAAGGGUAAUCGUGGACAAGCUGCUAGCUUGGAAUAAUGAAGAAAUCUGCAAACAGAUGGUAAAGCAUGGCUUCAUACAUCGACAUUCGGAAAGCAUGGUUAAUUUCCUUGUCUCCAAUGUAGUAGGUCAGGAAAGGAAGGGAUUCAAUGAUUCAGGCCCACAUGAAAUGAACUGUCGUGAUUUCCUCAAAAUCUGCACCCAGGGUGACUCACUGGAAGUAAUCGAGUACAUUCGCGGGAAGAAAGUAAACGUCAAUGUGGCGGAUGCAUGUGGCAACACUGCAGUUUUUUACGCGACUUGUUGCUGUAGGACUUCAAUACUGAAGACGCUGAUCAACUUUGGAGCCAACUUGGAUGCCGUCAACGAUGAAGGGCUCACACCGCUGAAUUUGUGCUUACUGCACUAUUUGGCCUGGAAAUACAAAAUUGUAGACUGGGAAGCAGCUUUUGUACCGCCUGGACCGCUGUCCAAAGAAGAGGAGGAGCGAUAUGGUGUGAACUAUUCUACCACCAGUUUGGCUGGAGGAACUCGUAGCAAGAAGAAACUGCUUUAUUCGACGGCUAAUAUAGCUACUGUCUCCAAGAUGCAGGUAUCCAAGACGCCUGUCCAAGAAUACAUAUUUGACCUAAGCUGCAAGCCGUUGACUCCACCAGCAACUAUUAAAGCUAGAGCGCCAUCUGAAAUGAAGGUCGGCAGCAAGCUGGAUAGCAAACAGUCGCUGUUCGAAGCGCCAGACAUGCACCUGAGUAGCGAACUAACGAAUGUGGAGCAGCUGCUCGAAUAUGGAGCUGAUCCCAACGUUGGAGAAGUGCCUUUUUCCCCUUUGAUUCUGGCUUCGUUCACUGAAAAUGACAAGUAUUGGCGUUGACACAGCUGAUAUUGAAGACUAUGGAAAAAAUCCCUUGCAUCUUCUAUGCCUACGCCAAGACUAUGAUUCGGACAAAUGCAACUAUUUCGUCAAAGUAGCCGAUCUUCUUGUAGAAGCCAACACUAACCUUCACUAUAAAUACCUUGGCCACACGCCACUGUCCCUAGCAGUUCUCUCUGGCAAUGGAAGUCUCAUCGAAUACUUCAUAGCAAGCGGGUCUUUCAACCCCCACAAGCUUCUAGACUACGAUAUGGGCAAUGUGCUUACUCUGUACACUUUAAAAAAGUACGAGGGUAUCUUACCUCUCGCCAAAUGUAAACAAAUCAUUCACCUUCUGUGUCAGUUAUACGUAAGUCCUCUGAAACCCGUUGGGCAGUUCGAGAAUGCUGUAGCAUUUGGGGAGUUCCAACUCCGACCUCCUCGAAAACCAGCGGACGAAGAGACAGCGGGAACGAAGAAGAAAGCACCAAAGAAGUCUAGACCACCAAAAAUAAACAAAAAAUCUCAGAAUUACAUUAUCAUCCAGUAUCUUAAGGAGAGCACUAGGAAGAUGAUCAUAUGUACGUAUACAGUGCGAGUCAAGAGAUGGUAAUCUGAUACAAAAAAUGCCACAAAUGUAUAUAAAAGGAAAGUCCUAAAAUGUCUUUAAAGCAACAUUUCAAUUGAAUGAAAGUUUGUCAGUUCAGUGACCAGUUGAUGCCUCACAUUACGGUGUCGAUGUGAAACGAUUAUUUUUUUCAGAUCCAGGAACAGAGUAGAUUCAAAAUGAUAUUGCUUUAUUUUACAACCUCCACCACAUUCGGCCAAAAAAUACACAUUUGGUCAUCCGUCAAAGGAGGCUGAAGGUUGAAAAAUCUAUACUUUCAACUAAUAAUGAUUUUGCGAAAAUUUGGCGUGAUGUGGCAGUGGAAAUGCGCAUAAUCUUGGACAAUGCAUUCAGGAACUAAAACAUGUCAUCUAUGCAGUAAAAACAAAGAAGUAUAAUUUUCUUUAACUCAUCCAAGCUGAGGCUCACUUCACACCCUAUUUUAAAAAAGUAUGUUGGAAAAGUUUUGGUUUUUUGUUUCGCGAUUUGGAAACAAUCUGUAUAGUACUUCACUAUUGUUGAUUUAGCUGCAGCUCAGUUGCAAGCUGUAGAAUACCUCUACGAUCUUACCGAGGAAAAUCUGUUAGAAGAAGAACGUGUGAAAGAUUUGGUGAUCUACUUGACCCCCGAAAUCACAGUGGAUUGCUUGCAGAUCCUUUUCAACUACGGCAAACUUAUACAAGAUCGGUACAGCUACGAUAACAUCCUAAAGUUGCUGGGGUCAGCAAGAAACAAGAAGAAACCCAAAAAAAGGCAAAAAUGCUGACAAUCAAGUACCAGUUGAUACAACCACCAAUUUCGUCAGUCUGCUGAAACAUGUGGACUUCAGGUACAAAACGAAGUACUCGAAAAUAAAACAGAAGUACCCACCACCAGGUCUGGACGACCUUGCCUUGUAUGAUGUUUGUUUCCAAUGCAUAUCGAAAAAAGACAAAGAGCUAGCGAGAUGCCCCAAAUGCAGAUACGUACAGUUUUGUUCCCUACCAUGCUAUAAGCAGAGUGCUAAGGAGAAAAAUCAUACAUGUGGAGUGGAUAUGUUUGGAUUGACUCUGAUACAAUCCCAAGAUGAGCUAGAAACAUUAUGCAAGUCAGCCCACAAUAACUGCCUUAAACGAUAUAUUGAAGAAAAACAAAAAGAACAUGAGGAAAAGAUGAGAAAGGAAUUAGAAGAUAGGCAGGCGGACAUUUACGGAACGCGCAACUUGAAACAUUCUCGACGCUCUGAAGCUAGUACUGUGAUGAUGAUUGAUAUUCAUAGUCUUGAUGAAAGAACAAAAAAAUCAGACCACACAUUCCUUAGCAGAUUAGAAUCCAAGCUUACAAUGCUAAGUAACCUUGAGAAGGACUCUAUGUAUUUACCUUACAGAAUACGCGACCCUGUUGCAACUAAUGAAGCUAGUAGAAAAUCUUCGUCAAAGAAGAAAUUAAGAGGCCGAACUACUUCUUGCGAAAGAUGUUGUGAGAAAGCCAAAGCAACCAGAAGAAGCGCGGAAAAAGGUGUUGAAAGUCAAUUUGAGGCACUUCCAGUUUUAGAGGACGAUUACCACAUUUACAAGAAGGUUAAGGUAAUCCCUCAGAAGAUACAUACCUUCAUGGAAGUGCUUGUUCGUAUGUUCCCAGAUGCAGAUUUCUCACAGACGAUGCUACCUUAUGUCUGUUAUGCUAACGGCCAAAUGUAUUACAGAUUCAGUGAUCAAAAUAUGUUUGACGGAACUUAUAGCAUGGUGUAAAUAUGAAUAAAUAUAUCAAACUAUCA
Molecule: messenger RNA, 4522 nt
Organism: Acanthoscelides obtectus
Lineage: Eukaryota; Metazoa; Arthropoda; Insecta; Coleoptera; Chrysomelidae
Source: the annotation of a GenBank genome assembly